Molecule: messenger RNA, 2820 nt
Organism: Phymastichus coffea
Lineage: Eukaryota; Metazoa; Arthropoda; Insecta; Hymenoptera; Eulophidae
Exons: 8
Coding region: 1-2820 (939 amino acids)
Source: RefSeq, a predicted model, not a curated record
AUGAGCGGAUCAGUAAAGUUGGCCAAAUCAGUAACAUUAAAAUCCAAAAAAUCGAAAAACAGUUGCGAGAAAACAAAAUCUAUCAAAGGCCUCAAACCAGACUGCCUAAGAGCAACGAAAUCUGUUAAAUCGGAGAAACUUAUCGGUGUAACCGACAUCGACGGUGAGAAUGAAACGUGCGCGGUGCCCAAAAUAACUCGUCCGUACAGGCCAAAAUGGAAUAAAUGUGCGAAUCAAUCACAAUGGGAUUGCAAAAACGAUUCUCUAUGGCGGUCAUACAUGAAAACAUUAACAGCCGACGCGAGUAAGCGUAUCGCAGAACAGAGAGAAGCCAAAUGCUUGUAUCCCGAUAGAAAGCGCAAGCAAUUUGACGUUCCGUGCUUGCCAUGCCCCCCCAAGUUAUCGUUUCGUUACGAGCUGAAUGCUCUGAACCAAGGAAGACGAAUUAUCGAUGUUUUAGGACCAACUACCGCUGGUGUUUGGGAUUCCUUACGUGAUCCACGAUCGUGCAUUGAUUCUUCAAGUGUCGCAAGCAGUGAAUUCGACUGGCCACGACUCUACCCGUGCACAACUCGGGAUAUAGUUAAAGAACGAAAGAUCCUCGCUAGAAGAGUGAAAAUGAGGAUGUUGGGCGCGUCGCCGUGCGAAGUCGACGAAAUCGAUUCACCAGAAUCAAGCGAGGACGAAAUGCAACGAGAACUGGCACAUCAAAAGGAGCUCGGCCUCGCUCGUAUUCCAUUCACCUAUCGCAAAGACGACGAUCCCCAGCUCGUCGAUCGUGACAUUGGCGAUACGCCAGGUCUCGUCUACGGCGACUACGUGAUUUUUCAAUUAACCUCGCAAAAAUGUGGCGACAGGACUUACGCCAACGUCUGCUUGAGAGGAACGACGGGCAUGCAUCUGGCUGAGUUGGGACGUGCUCGAGAGAAAACUUGGAAAUUUUGCGUGUUCCAAGCUCUUGUCGCUUUACUCGCGAAGACUCAGCUUAGGUAUAAAUACGUGUGGAGUGCUAAUGUCGAUUACAUCUACAAUCAGGCUUGGAUGAUUUUUCUGCACGUCGGCUAUUUGACUCUGAGAGACACUCAGCGAUUCGACGAUGUGCUAGUUUACAAUUACAAAUAUAGCGUGGAGCUGCAACUCGUGCACGAAUUGAAAAAAGUGCGCAUUGUGCAAGACGUAACUUUCGACUACUUUGAGAAAACGAUGAAGAAAAAACGACAGUUGCGGAGGAAAGAGAUGACGUUGACGAAAAGUAAUUUCAGCACGGAAAAAACGCGCGACGAGUAUGGUGCUACCGUGCACAGGGAAACUAGGAGGAUUGAAAAGUGGUUUGAUAAUUUGGAUGACGUAUACUCGAAUUGUAUAUUCAGAACGUCAAGAUUCACACUGGCAUUCUGGAAAGACGGUAGCUUCUGGUAUCUUUACAACCCCUACCGUUGCGACGAAUUUGGCUUCUGGAAUGACGACGGUUUCGCAUGUUUCGUGAAAUUCUGCUCGCGCGACUCGCUCAAACGUCAUCUAGUUAUUCUAACGCUCCGAGCUUACGCAUACGAAUGCGAGGUGCAAAAUACAGACGAUUAUUACUCGGAAAGUGUGACGACAAAGUCGUACGCGAGCUCAAUGGGCAAGAGAAAGAGAUUCACCUUACAGAUUUAUCAGUUGAUCUAUCAUUCGUGUCACAUUCAUAAUGUGAAGUUAUUGUUGCGCGAACCUCGGAAACCAAAGCCACAGCUCAUUGAGAAGAAGCAGAGCGAAUUGUGUACCUUCGAUCCACUAGAAGAGGUGAAUCCUUGCGAUGAGCCAAAGGACGAUAUAAGUGAUGUAAGUUUUUUUUAUCAUUGCAAAAAAAACAUACGCAUGGAAAAGUUUGAAUGGCUAGAAGAUGAGAUCAUCUGGGCGAGAUACCCAACACCAGCGAAGCCACGCUGCGGUCCGGGAGCCGAUAAGCUACCGAAAUGGCAUAAUUACGAGAUAGUCUCAUCGAAGAGGCUUUACAUUCUUUGGGGCACGAAGCAUAUCUUACAAAAGACUUUCCCCGAAGAGAAUAGAGGCAAGCAAGCAGCUACUUGUUACGCUGUUUGCGCAGGCAUGUGUUUGAUUAACGCACCCGAGUUCUGGGACGCAGAGACGCUGGAUGACAUUGUUAUUUGCGGCGACAAGUUUUACAGCGAGCGGUAUGGAAAGUUGAAAGAAGUAUGCGUUAAGAUUAUCAAAGGCAAUCUACCGGUAGACGACUGGGACGAGCGACCGACUGAUAAAUUCCGAAUCGGCAACAUGACGUUUGACUUAGAAGCUAAAUCGGCUAUUCACGGCCGACUAUACUUUAAGAGCAACCGGUGCCUCUGGCAGACUCUUCAGCGAUUCUUCCAGAACAAUACUUUUGGCGUACUCACGUGCGAAAGUGCUCAAUUGGCAGUUUUCAAACACUACGGUGUUUAUUUCAUGCUGGACGUUGCGUCCUAUGGUCCACCAAUUUUCGAAAGAGGCGCGGCUAUGGCGUACUUGAUACGAGCUACUUGUUUCGUCGAUUUCAUGAAAAAUUUAGUGCUGGUGAUUGGCGCACCCGAGUGUUGCAAAUUCACUUUGAGACCAAUGGAGAUCGUCGAUACUGUGGAUUUGAGUGACGUUGAUGAGUGCGGCAGGAUUAGGUGGGAAAAGUGCGAGGAAAAACCAGUUGAGCUUUUCAAGCCGAUUUGUCCGACAGGUAACGAUAAGAAAGGCAAGAAAACGGGCACUAAAUUGGCGGGUGGCACGAAGACUUUUGAUCAGACUGCUUGCGUGGAAAGAAGUUCCAAAUCUACGUGCUCGGAAAUAGUUUGA